AUGGGUAAGCGUUAUUUUCGCGCACAGAAUUAUCAUCAUCUUAAAGCAGAAUGCAUUAAAAAGCGACAAUUAUUUGUGGAUAUUCAUUUUCCUCCUACCAAUAAUUCAUUAUUCUUAGGGCAGGUUAAUCCUGAAAUUGAUAUAACGUGGAAACGACCUGGUGAACUUGUGGAUAAUCCGCAGCUGUUCGUAGAAGGAGCUACGCCAAAUGACGUGACUCAAGGAAUACUCGGAAAUUGCUGGUUUGUUUCAGCUUGUUCUGCACUUACACACAAUCAAGAAUUGCUUCAAAAAGUAAUACCAAAUGCUAACGAGCAAGAAUGGACAAAUGGUAAUUCUUAUUGUGGAAUAUUUCGAUUUUGCUUCUGGCGAUUUGAUCAGUGGAUUGAAGUAGUGAUUGAUGAUUUAUUACCAACACGUGAUGGAAAAUUAGUUUUUGCUCGAUCGAAAUCUGUUAAUGAAUUUUGGAGUGCUUUACUUGAAAAGGCUUUUGCUAAGCUAUACGGUUGUUAUGAAAAUUUGGUUGGUGGACAGUUAGCAGACGCCCUCCAGGAUGUCUCGGGUGGUAUAGUAGAAACAAUCAGAGUGCAAAAACAACUUAGCAGUGAUUGUAUUAAUUCUUCGGAGAAACUUUUUGAUAGGAUAAAAUCAGCAUUUGAUCAAAAAGCUCUGAUCAUCGCUGCAAUCGCUGCUAAAAAUAAAGAGGAGAUUGAAGUCACAUCGGAAUGUGGUCUCGUCAAAGGUCACGCAUAUGCCGUUACUGCAGUGCGAUUCAUCGAAUUGGAUGCUAUAAACCAUUCUUUCUUAUUUUUUCCUAAAAAUAAACGCCAAAUGAUGAUCCGUUUACAAAAUCCCUGGGGUGAGAAAGAAUGGAAUGGCCCGUGGUCAGAUGGAUCGCAAGAAUGGGAACAAGUAACAGAUGAGCAAAAAAAAGAACUUGGUAUUACAGUAAACGAAGAUGGCGAAUUUUGGAUGCCAUGGGAUGAAUUUGUUCGUUUUUUCACGGAUUUAAGCGUUUGCCAACUUUUUAACACAUCAUUAUAUAAUUUGGGAUUGAAAUAUUAUGAGUGGAAAUUUUUUGGGGAAUGGAAAACAAAUGAAGCUAAGCAAGAAGCUCUUAAUAACGAAGCUGGUGGCUGUCUUAAUUUUACGGCUACAUUUUGCUGUAAUCCACAAUAUCAAUUUGAUGUGGAUGUAGAAGGCACUGAAGUACGAUUUGCACUAACUCAAAAAGAAAAAAAUGAAGGUGAAAAACAGCGACAACCGCUAGUGACCAUUGGUAUGCACUUGAUGAAAGUAGAGGCUAAUCGAAUCUACAAAAUACAUCAGGCAAUAAAUCCACAAGCGACUUCAGCUUACAACUAUUCACGUUCGGCAUAUUUACACUGCACGAAUUUGCACCGUGGUCGCUAUAUAUUAUUCCCAACUACAUUUGCACCACGAGAAUUCGCUAAAUUUUUGCUUCGAAUUUACUCAAAUCAAAAUAUUAUUCCUCGGCUUUUGAAAAAACACGCACCAAAACGUGGUCUGUGUUCCUGCAAAGGGAUUAUUUCCGUUGCCCGUAUUACUCUUGUUGAUGCAAAACUGCACAGUAAUAAUAAAGCACUGCGAACAUAUAUUGUCAUCAGCUGCAAUGAAGAAAAAGUGAGAACACAAGUAACAGAAGGUACAGAGAUUAUUUGGAACGAAUCCUUCAUUUUCUACCGAACAAGUAUGACUAACAGAUUUAAAAUAGAAUUAAUGGAGGCUUGCGCUAUAGGAGAUCAGCUUUUGGGUGUGGUUCACAUCAUAGAGAAUGUUGAUAAUGACAGUCAAUGUUUUACAAAUGAUAUUGUAACAUUGGACGGGCAAAUAUUUGGUACUUUGAAAUUUACAAUACAAUCUUACGAUGAUCCAAUGUAUUUGUAA
Thelazia callipaeda (thelaziosis nematode) is the source of this 1908-nucleotide messenger RNA. The record is from the annotation of a GenBank genome assembly. Lineage: Eukaryota; Metazoa; Nematoda; Chromadorea; Rhabditida; Thelaziidae.